Messenger RNA from Schistosoma curassoni, 1203 nucleotides. Lineage: Eukaryota; Metazoa; Platyhelminthes; Trematoda; Strigeidida; Schistosomatidae. The record is from the annotation of a GenBank genome assembly.
AUGGUCAUUCUAAAAAAACGCGUUAUUGACUAUGAAUGUAGAACAUUCCGCAACAUUGCCUUUGUUUUAUGUCAUUUUACAUGUUUUGGUGUUGUUUGUCUGCACAAGUACGUGAGGUCAAGUCUGCUGAAGGUCGAGGUAACAGUGGCCUGUUUUGGACUGCGCCUUCCUUUGUACUGGAGAGGCUUACAACAUUCCUCGGUUGAUAUUUAUAACAGCUUCAUGGCUCAAUGUGAAUCAAAUGAAGUUGUAGAUUUACAUGAAUUCCCCUUCUUUCAUUCCUAUAUCUCUGACGUGGAAUCAGCUGAUAUCGCCUCAAAUUCUGAAUCCCAUAUAAGUUUCAAUAUGUUCGGGACGUGUUCUUUAAGAAAUGUUCGGCGUAUUAUGCGUCAGAGUCGGCGUCUGAAACCAUUAAGAGUUCACUUACUAAAAUCUGUAUUGGAUUUAUGCAAAGCUGCUGAUUUGGAGCCAUUUGUUUAUGGUGGCACAGCUUUAUCUGUAUUCCGUGAAGAUGGAAAAUUCAUAUCACAUGAUACAGACAUUGACUUGGGCAUUUUAGAAUUUGAUUCUAAUGGAAACAGUUCGUACACUAAACUGAUUCAUUGCUGUUUAAAAAAUGGUAUAAGUGUUUUCGGUGUGGAAAAUAUGGAUGAAUCUUUACUAAUCAGUGUCAAUUCUGAUUUAUAUGUCGAUUUUUCGGCCAGUAUCUGUAGACGUUUUUGGCUUAAAGCGCAGAAAUUCAAUAUGUCUGAAACCAUUGAAGAGAUACCAUACAAUGGAUGUGAUUGCAAACGCAUUAAGUUCUUUUUCAGCACUAAUGGUUUACUUAAAGCCUGUGAAUUAUAUCAUUUAAACUCAAAAAUUGUAAGUCAUAUACAAUCGGAUCCAUCAUUAGUACAUGUGGAUUUGUUCACUCUAUCUACUUAUCCAGAUUCCUCCGAUGACAUAAAGCCUUUGCUUGUAAACUGGAAUUUGCCCGGUAUAUAUGACUGCAAAAAGAAAUUAUUCCCAUAUAAUUCUUUCUUUCCUUUAAUACCAUGUACAUUCGAAGGUGUAAACUUGCUAGCUCCGCAUGACUUAAAAACUUAUUUAACUAUCGAAUACGGUUACUUGGGACGAGAUGCUGUGUAUGAUCGUAAAAAGCAGUUGUAUGUAAAAAUUCCUUCAAAGUUUUCUUCUCAAUUACCAUCGUACUUCACAUGA